Molecule: messenger RNA, 330 nt
Organism: Anisakis simplex (herring worm)
Lineage: Eukaryota; Metazoa; Nematoda; Chromadorea; Rhabditida; Anisakidae
Source: the annotation of a GenBank genome assembly
AUGGACAGUGACGAUGGAACAACCCCGUCGUUAUUUCGAACGGCCAGUGCGCAAUCGUUGCCAGCCACAUCGUCCGAUGGUAUCAGCGCGAUGAGCCUUUAUCAGCGGACUUUGUACAUGCUAGCCAAUGACCCAGGCUUCCAGAAGGAGGUAGCGUUGGGUAAACGUGUCGGAUUCUAUCGCCUUGGGAAAGAGCUUGGGUCGGGGAAUUUUUCAAAAGUUAAGCUCGGAAUACAUGUAUUAGCAAAAGGUGUGAUAUUUAAAAUAUUUAUUAUUUUUCAUAUAUAUCCAUAUAAUAAUUUACAAUGUAUUUAUUAUUAUUGUUAUUAA